Messenger RNA from Prorocentrum cordatum, 570 nucleotides. The record is from the annotation of a GenBank genome assembly. NCBI's taxonomy places the organism in Eukaryota, Dinophyceae, Prorocentrales, Prorocentraceae.
AUGGCGGGCAUCGCCGGAGACGCGCCUACGAAAGAGGGCCCCGCCGCUGAAGGCGCGAAGGAGGUGCCAGCCGUCGCGUCGGUGCCCACACCCCUCCGUGCCGAGGCCGUGCCGCAGCCCGCCAACGUCAUCGCUGCAGCCAGAAGCCGCCUCUGCGCUGCGGUGACCGGAAACGUCGCCUCUUUUGAGCUGUCGUUGGAGGAGUUCAGCGCGCUCAUCGGCGACGGCGGGAAGGAGCUUUCCGACGCCCUCUCCUCUGGAGGGCCGCGGACCGGGGUGCUCGAGGGUGCAGCCGUGGAGCGGCACCUCGGCGACAGUCCCGCUGCCGCGGCCAUCGGCCGUAUCACGCUGGAGCACAACGGCGCCGGCAGGGCGAAGCUGACGUCGGAGCUCGCCAAGGGGCAGAGCAGCCUCCUCGGCAGCCUCGCGGCCGUUUCGAAGCGCGGCGCCGAGGAACUCACGGCGAAGGAGGCCGCUGCGGCCGCGGCGAAGGCCAGCCAGCAGAGCCCCUUCGUCAUCGAGUCGGACGAGGAGGAGGAGGCUGCGGCGAAGAGGCCGAGGGCGGCCUGA